Molecule: messenger RNA, 639 nt
Organism: Punica granatum (pomegranate)
Lineage: Eukaryota; Viridiplantae; Streptophyta; Magnoliopsida; Myrtales; Lythraceae
Source: RefSeq, a predicted model, not a curated record
CAAUUAGAUAUACCAUUUCAGUCGAGUCGGCCAGUUCACAGAGAGAGAGAGAGAGAGAGCAAGCGAAGGAGGGAAAAAAGACAAUGGGAUCUAUCCUCUCCAGCUUCCUAGGGGGAUCCAGCGGCGAGGGAUCGUCGGAGAGCGCUCGCGUCCAGGCGUUCCACUCCUCGGCCGAGUGGCAGAGUCACCUCAAUUCCCUCAAGGAGAGCCCCAAAUUGAUGGUGAUUGAUUUCGCGGCGAGUUGGUGCGGCCCCUGCAAGUUGAUGGAGCCCCUCGUUCACAAAUUGGCCGACGAGUACGCCGACGUCUCCUUCGCCAAGAUCGACGUCGACGAGUUACGUGAUGCGGCACAGGAGUUUAAGGUGCAGGCGAUGCCGACCUUCGUGCUGAUGAAAGGAGGGAAGGAAGUGGACAGGGUGAUCGGAGCUAAGAAAGAUGAGCUCGAAAAGAAGAUCGUCGAGUAUCGCGCCACUUCUUGAACAAAGACAACGAUGCAAUCCCCUUGUGUGCAUUCGGGAAGUCCCUGUAUAACUUCUUCUCGAUCGUGUUUUCUUCUUGGUCUUGAACCCUUUGGGGUGUGUUUCAGUUUGUAUCGGUCUUCUUUGAAUGGUUAUAUGAUAAGACUUGCGUUUCUUGGUA